CCGCCCCGCUCCGCCCCCCCGGGAGAAGUCCCAAGACCGACGCCGGCGGCCGCAGCGGAGCGGCGGGAGGGAGCGAGGCGGGAGCGUGGCCGAGCCCCGGUGCAGCAUGACUGCCAUCACCGUGCAGACCCAGAGGCUGCUGGGCCAAAGGAGGCCCCAUCGGUCCUUCUCUGAAUCCUUCAUCCGAACCCUCAUCAUCGUGUGUGCUGCGCUGGCUGUGGUCCUCUCCUCUGUCUCCAUCUGUGAUGGCCACUGGCUCCUGGCUGAGGACCGCCUCUUUGGGCUGUGGCACUUCUGUACCACCUCCAACCAGACUGGGCCACAUUGCCUCAGAGACCUGAGGCAAGCCCAUGUGCCGGGGCUGGCAGUGGGCAUGGUCCUGGUCCGCAGCGGGGGUGCCUUGGCCGUGGUGGUCGCCAUUUUUGGCCUGGAGCUCCUCAUGGUAUCCCAGGUGUGUGAGGACCUCCACUCACGGCGCAAGUGGGUCCUGGGCUCCAUCUUCCUCCUCAUCUCAUUCGUCCUAUCCUCCAUGGGCCUUUUGGCCUUUGUGAUCCUCCUCCGGAAUCAGGUCACGCUCAUCGGCUUCACCCUGAUGUUCUGGUGCCAGUUCACUGCCUCCUUCCUCUUUUUCUUGAACGCCACCAGUGGCCUUCACAUCAACAGCAUCACCCAUCCCUGGGGCCAACCAAGGAAAUUUUAGCCCCUCCCCAACUUCCCACCCCUCACCCCCAAGGAUGUAUGGUUCGACAAGAAAGUGUGGUCAAGAUGGGACUUUUCCAACCUGUGACCUUUGGUGGGCAUAACGGUGGGACAAUGACCUUGAAACUGCUGCCUCUUGGCCAACAAUCUGGGUGGUUGGCCAGAAACGACCCAGGGGCCUUUGCAGCUGGUCUGCAGGGCCAGAGGCCAGGAGGGUGCCUCAGUACAAGGAGCUGCGCAGGCUUAGCCAUUAUUAGGAUGUAGAAGAACACAUUUGAAAAUGCUGUCUUGAAUCCUUCCUGGACAGGAAUAGAUUUGGAAGCAGCUCUGGGGACUGGUACCUGCGCUAGCUGUACAGCCAUGUGCUGUUCACACCUGUUUUAUGGCUCUGUGCUGGGAUAUGAGCUGUGGGGUCUUUAGGGCCUGCUGGGGUUGCUAAGAGUGGAUCUUUCUUCCAGCUAAGUGUGUCCAAUCAGGGUCUAGGACUUCCACCCGCUCAAAGGGCCUGUCCGCACAUUUCCCUGCUUUAGCUUUGGUCAUGCCAGGGAGGCAAAGGUCAGGAUUCUCUCAGAAUUUCUUGCACAUAGUAGGUUUUCAAACCAUUUGACUUGAUUCAAUUCCUGGAACCCCAUAAUCCCUGGGUAACUCUAGCUUCCAGCAACUGGCUAUCCCAUCUUUGAGAAGAGUUAUUGAGGAAGCCUUCCAGGAAGGUCCACCUGACUUCUAAUGCACAGCCCUCCCUGAGAUGAGUGUGCGUGUCCAUCUUUGAUGAGGAUCAGAUGGCCUUAGGGUACCAUUUUUGAUCCUAGAACACAUUUCAAAGAGCACAUGUCUGGAUCUGUGGACCUGGGGUAAUGAUUAAUAACCAUCCUGGGGAAAAGUGCCGGUGAAGGGGACCAGGAAUCAGUGAUUUCCAUCCUUGCCAGAAGAUCAGGGUUUUUGUGCACUAACUUGCCCCAUUUCCAGUCCCUUUUUUUCUCUCAGCCCAUUUCAUUCUAUACUAGCCCCUUCCUGCUCCCCCACCUGAUGAAUUCGGGUCUUCCCUGAUUCAUUCUGGCUGCCACUGAUUGCAUGAGUUUUUGGUCUCUGCCCUGCUCUUGUCACAGCAGGCCCCCACUUCUGAGCUGGGCUGGGUGCCUAUACCUACCUCUUGUGAUUUUUUAAAAAACUUCUAUUCCAAAA
This is a messenger RNA of Hipposideros armiger (great roundleaf bat), 1881 nucleotides long. RefSeq names its product transmembrane protein 37 (gene TMEM37). Bases 107 to 700 code for a protein of 197 amino acids. Gene Ontology annotation, cellular component: membrane. Lineage: Eukaryota; Metazoa; Chordata; Mammalia; Chiroptera; Hipposideridae. The record is from RefSeq and is a predicted model, not a curated record. The transcript is spliced from 2 exons. Gene Ontology annotation, molecular function: voltage-gated monoatomic ion channel activity; calcium channel activity.